This is a messenger RNA of Nothobranchius furzeri (turquoise killifish), 1433 nucleotides long. It is a transcript of the gene dbx1a, whose product is annotated as developing brain homeobox 1a. Gene Ontology annotation, biological process: regulation of transcription by RNA polymerase II; cell differentiation in spinal cord. The record is from RefSeq and is a predicted model, not a curated record. Gene Ontology annotation, molecular function: DNA-binding transcription factor activity, RNA polymerase II-specific; DNA binding. Lineage: Eukaryota; Metazoa; Chordata; Actinopteri; Cyprinodontiformes; Nothobranchiidae.
CUCAUCUCCCCAGAGUGAGGAAGUCAGAGCUGUUAGCAGCCUUUCACACCACUCUUUCCCUCUUGCUGAUACGGAGUAUUUCUGAUUUUUACGCACUGAUCAUUUCAUUGGAAAGCCGGGACAAUGAUGAUCCCCAGCGUCCUCGCGCCUCCUGCGCUCUACCCGGGGCUGUACCGGCCUGCAGCGGCCCUGCCGCUCCACCAGACCCUACCAGCCACCUUCCCGGGCCACUCCAGCUUCCUAGUGGAGGACCUGCUCCGGAUAAGUCGCCCUGCUGCAUUCCUACACCGGACUGCCCCUUCAGCGAGCACCGCCAUGCCCACCGUUACCGCGACUUUAUCCUACAACGGGGCGGGCACGACUACCGCGGUGACGCGCGACUCCUGCUCGCCCAAGACGUCAGUGCCGAGUAAAGACCCGAGUUUUCUCAAGUUUGGAGUGAGCGCCAUCCUCGCGCCAUCACCAAAGUCGGCGUCAUCACCCACAGUGGUCCACAGCCUGCAGUCCAAGGCCUUCCCCGUUUCCUGCUUUGACGGGACCUUUCACCCCAUAUUCACAACACCUUAUUUACCAGCAUCUUCCUCUGUUGUCCCCAUCCCCGGGACUUUUUCGUGGCCCCUGGCCUCCAGAGGAAAACCCCGCAGAGGGAUGCUCAGGAGGGCGGUGUUCUCCGACGUGCAGCGCAAAGCUUUGGAGAAAAUGUUCCAGAAACAGAAAUACAUCAGCAAGCCAGACAGAAAGAAGCUGGCCUCUAAACUGGGCCUCAAAGACUCACAGGUGAAAAUCUGGUUCCAAAAUCGGCGGAUGAAGUGGAGGAACUCCAAAGAACGGGAGCUGCUGUCAUCCGGUGGAUGUCGGGAACAGACGCUGCCCACCAAGGCCAACCCGCACCCGGACCUCAGCGACGUGGGCAAGAAGUCCUCGGCCGAGGAUGAAGAGCUAGAAGAGGAGGAGGAGAGACUGCGGACAGCAGGUUGCAGCGUUUGCUCUCCCUCUCUUUCCAGUAAACAUUCUGAUUUCUCAGAGUCAGAAGAAGAGGAAAUAACAGUAUCCUAAUUUAUUUUUUAUACUCAAGCUGUUUUUGUGUGACUGACCAGAUCUGUAAGAAGCUGCUUCCCGCCACCAGAACUUAUAAAGAUCAGCGUUUUGAAAUGAUUUCUGUUUCAAAGUGUGUUGCUUCAGCUGAGCCGCUGACAGUUUGCUGUUUUUGCACAGCUUGUCUUCACGUGUACAGUAUUUUGUACAAGUCUGUAUGGGAUUUUAUGACAAGAUUAUUAAGUUGCUUUAGCCUCAAUAUAAAAAAAUGGUUUAUUAUUAAAAUGUAGUUAUUGCUUUAAUUUAUAUGAAUUUGUUUUAUAAUGUCACAUGUCCUGUAUAUAUGUAUAUCUCAUUUGUUUUGUACAAACGCCAAAUAAAUUGUAAGCAAUUUUAAA